CGAAGGCGGGCCCAGAGGCGAGCGCUUCGCUAACGUCAUUGCGCGCGCCGGAAGUACCUACCUGGGAUAACGGCGGCGAGCGGACGGCUGCAUUUACGGGGUCUCCCGGAGGGCCGGAGUCGUGGCUUACAGAAGAGACGAAAUGUGGUCUGAGGGACGAUAUGAAUAUGAAAGAAUUCCGAGAGAACGAGCACCUCCUCGAAGUCAUCCCAGUGAUGGCUACAAUAGACUAGUUAAUAUUGUGCCAAAGAAACCACCACUGCUAGACAGACCUGGUGAAGGAAGCUACAAUAGAUAUUACAGUCAUGUUGAUUACCGAGACUAUGACGAGGGCCGCAGUUUUUCUCAUGAUCGAAGAAGUGGUCCACCUCACAGAGGAGAUGAAUCUGGUUAUAGAUGGACAAGAGACGAUCAUUCUGCAAGCAGGCAACCUGAAUACAGGGACAUGAGAGAUGGCUUUAGAAGAAAAAGUUUCUACUCUUCCCAUUAUGCGAGAGAGCGGUCUCCUCAUAAAAGGGACAAUACUUUUUUCAGAGAAUCACCUGUUGGCCGAAAGGAUUCUCCACACAGCAGAUCUGGUUCCAGUGUCAGUAGCAGAAGCUACUCUCCAGAAAGGAGCAAAUCAUACUCUUUCCAUCAGUCUCAACAUAGAAAGUCCGUGCGUCCUGGUGCCUCCUACAAACGGCAGAAUGAAGGAAAUCCUGAAAGAGAUAAAGAGAGGCCUGUCCAGUCUUUGAAAACAUCAAGAGAUACUUCACCCUCAAGUGGUUCAGCAGUUUCUUCAUCAAAGGUGUUAGACAAACCCAGUAGGCUAACUGAAAAGGAACUUGCUGAGGCUGCAAGCAAGUGGGCUGCUGAAAAGCUAGAGAAAUCAGAUGAAAGUAACUUGCCUGAAAUUUCUGAGUAUGAGGCGGGAUCCACAGCACCAUUGUUUACUGACCAGCCGGAGGAACCUGAGUCAAACACAACACAUGGGAUAGAAUUAUUUGAAGAUAGUCAGCUAACCACUCGCUCUAAAGCAAUAGCAUCAAAAACCAAAGAGAUUGAACAGGUUUACCGACAAGACUGUGAAACUUUCGGGAUGGUGGUGAAAAUGCUGAUUGAAAAAGAUCCUUCAUUAGAAAAGUCUAUACAGUUUGCAUUGAGGCAGAAUUUACAUGAAAUAGAGUCUGCAGGACAGACUUGGCAGCAGGUGCCCCCUGUGAGGAACGCUGAAAUGGAUCACGACGGAACCCCCGAAAACGAAGGUGAAGAGACUGCGCAGUCAGCCCUCUUUGGAUUCCAGCACGACGCAUCAAACCAUACCAUAGUGGGGGUAGGACCCAACCCAGUACCAGAAAUGAAGGAAACGACCCUGCAGGCCCCGCAGCCCCCGCAGGCCCCGCAGCCCCCGCAGCCCCGGAAGAAACGGGUUCGUCGGACGACACAGCUUCGUCGGACAACAGGAGCCCCAGACAUUACCUGGGGGAUGCUGAAGAAGACAACUCAGGAGGCUGAGAGAAUCCUGCUCCGAACACAGACACCAUUCACUCCAGAAAAUUUGUUCCUUGCUAUGCUCUCUGUUGUACAUUCCAACUCACGCAAGGAUGUGAAGCCGGAAAACAAGCAGUAACUGCUAUGCCUGACAAAACUGUUGCUGCACACAUCUGUACUCGUCAAUCAACAAAACCUGAUGCAAAAAACAGAAAAGGGGUGAUGUAGGAGAUCGGUCAGGUUGGUAGGAGAAGCUAUAAUGAAAGACGCAAUUGGAAGGUCGGGAGGUUUUCCAAAGCUUCGGGAGAGAAUAAAGCUGAAGGCAGCUUUAUUAAUUAAUUCUCUUACCCUGAGGCUGAGGGUGAACAGUAGGUAGCAAGGGAGUGUAAAGGAAUUUAUCUAGAUAAGUUUGUUUACUUAUGCCCUCCGGAAACCAUGCAAGACUGCUCCCUGCAAAGGGGGGCGACAGUGUUCAUUACUCACAAAUUGUGUUGGCUUCAGGCCUUUGGUAUUCUGUCUCUACUGAAUAAAUACAAAUGGUUCCAGCUUAUCAGGACUGCAGUCUCUUCUCGGCUGCACUAAAGCUGGCACUCCCCCUAGCCGUUCUCAUGCAAAAUACCUGUGUCAGAAUACUCCUUUCAUCCAUCACUCAGCCAGAGUCUUCAGGACAGACUCGGCAUGGGACUUGUCCAAAAAAAUUCUAAUCAAAAGAGGAAAAUUUUGGAAUGUGCCAGGAAUAGUGGAAUUUUAUUUUUUAAAUUUUUUAUAGGCCCAUACGCUGUAUCUCAAGAAACAAGAUGAUUGUAACGUGUCCAUGAUUAAACUAUUGGCAGAUUAUUGCUGUGUUAAUCUCUGUAGUCUAAUGAGUUCUUUGUUCUGUUCUGCUGCCUUUUACGUUUUCUUGUCCUUUCAAAAGUGUUCUUGAAAGAAACAAAGUGAAUAGGCAGUUAGCACAGCACAGCUACCCCUUACCAAGCAGUCUAUGGAAACAACCCCUCAUCCAAAUCAUGGGUUAGUUAAGAAUCUAACUGGGGCAAUUAAGAUGAAUUCCACUCACUUCCUGGUCACUUCAGCAGCCCAGUGGCAUUGAGCCAAAAUAUACAAUUCUGUGUUAUUAGUGAGGAAACUUUAAAACUCAUGUUUGUUAUUACUUACUACGCAGUUUCAUUAUCCUCCCUUCCUCUUUCCAUUUCUAUUCUCUCUCACUUGAAUUCUGGCAUUAUUUUUAGUGGCCUCUACUGAUAAUACCUACCCUAGAGUACAUAAAAAUUAUAUUAAAAGAGGAAGUAGCAGUAUGCAUAAUUUUAACAGAUUCUAUAAUGGGUGCCUCAAAAUAUGUAUUGUGCCAUUCUGCAAAUUUAAAAGCUAAUUGAGGACAAUUUUUUUUUAAUUUCCUAAAUGAGACCACCUUGGAUUUUUAUUUUUGCCAUUUAGAUGUUUAUACUUAUUUAGCUUUUAUAAAACAUAAGCCAAGCUAAAUCCCACAUAACAACUCUGGUAUUCUUCCCUCAUAUGAGCAGUGAUUUUAUUUGUUACCCACCUUAGAUAGACUAAGAAAGUUCUAGUCUUGUUUUUCCUUCUCCCCGCUUCCCUGGGGUUUUUCCUUACCAUAAGUAUUCUGGUCCCAGGGUUCAGUUCCUUUAGUCAAGAUGUCACAAGUUUAAAAACAAAACUUGAGAAACUACCAAAGGCUCAGGAGUUGUUCACUCUGUUGAAAUCCAUUAAAUUAGAGAAGUCUCACUAACAGAUGUAUUUAAAUAUAGGUACAACAGAUAAUUUCUUUUUCUCCCCUUCCCCAAAUUACAGUCAGCAUUUAAAGCUGUUUAUGGCUUGCCAUCAGCAUUAUUCUGGUAGGCUUGUUAGUGUUAAAAUCUAUUUGAUUUUUUUUUUUUUUUUUUGCCUCUUAAAGUCUAAUUUUAGGAUGGAUGAAUUCAGAUGUUUACCAGAGUGUGUAUUUUACAUAAUGUUCUUGAUUAAAAAGACUUGUUUGUAAAUUAUCCGUUGUUUUUGGAUAUGCCCAGUUGAUGUGAUAAAAUUUUCAUUGUCUUGCCAUAUAAAGCCUUGGUUAUCAACAGGUGGAAUGUAGAUAUUGUAAAGCUUUUUGUGAAUUAAAAGUGCAAAAUAAAGCAACCACAUUUAAGUA
Molecule: messenger RNA, 3616 nt
Organism: Gorilla gorilla gorilla (western lowland gorilla)
Lineage: Eukaryota; Metazoa; Chordata; Mammalia; Primates; Hominidae
Gene: PPHLN1
Product: periphilin 1
Exons: 13
Coding region: 143-1612 (489 amino acids)
Biological process (GO): negative regulation of DNA-templated transcription; protein localization to heterochromatin; negative regulation of gene expression, epigenetic
Cellular component (GO): nucleoplasm
Source: RefSeq, a predicted model, not a curated record